CGACGUUCUACACCCGAUGCUUGCAACAGCUCCCAAAAUUAAAUGUCACUGAUGCAGAACAAUGAAAGCCCCAGCCAGCAAACUGGAUAAAGGAUUUAAAUUAUAUGCUGCAUCAUAUAUACACAACUAUGAAGGUUGUCAGGCGAGGUCAGCGUGAGAGCCUGGUGCUACAGGUCAAUGAGGAAGAGUGAGGCACCACACAGAUUAAGUAUUAAGCUUCUGGAUUCAUCACCAGUGGCGCUGACAUAUAGCCGGUGCUCCUGUGUGGCAGGCACUGUUAUGUGCAAUCACACAGUGGCACUGCUCUUCCAAACAGCACACUACUCAGAACUCAGAGUGCCUGUUGUCCCUCCUGUCCAUAGCUGCACCAAAUCUGAACAGCAAUGCCACAAGCCACGCACAAUGGGUGUGAAGCCAGGACCCAUCAACUCUAUGGUCUUCACUAAGCCGGUACCAAAUAGGAUGGUCCAGACUGGAGUACGGAGUGGAUUCUAUAGAGGCAUGGUGGGUCCGUUACCAGAUCCCUGCAUAUUCAGAAUAACAGAGGCAUAUGCAGAAUUUAAAAUUGAGGACAGGCCACUUGUGACCACGAUGAACAUGAGACCUGAUAAGCCCCUUGUGGAAAGUGCCUUUGGCCUGGUGCAGGAGGGCAGUGUUCUAUCAUAUCAGCAGCCAGUUUUGAAAUCCCGGUACAUCACACUACACCAUGAUGCACCACCAACACCACACUUGCCUCUGGAGGGUUUCGACAUCUUGCCAUUAGACUGUGCGUUUGUGUGCUCAGAAGAGGAGCUCCUACGUCUCAAGAGCUUGUCUGUAACUCUGGAAAUGGCUCAGAAAACAGAAGCAGCUACACGUGAGCAAAGUUCCAGCUCUGAGUGGCAUCUUCUCCGCAGGCCCAGAGUGCCUCCAGGUUUCGCGAAGUGUGACAUGUCAGAGGCCAGAGCUCUGCCGAGCGCAUCAUGAAGGGAACAAGGCAAACAGCAGACAUGAGGAGAGGUGCUGAGAUGGAGCCGGCAAUAGCAACUGAGUACAGUAAGCUAAUGAAUGUAAACUACUCACCCUGCGGUCUAGUCAUUCACCCCACUGCCCCCUGGCUUGCUGCGUCUCCUGAUGGUGUUGUAUUUGACCCCAAUGAAUACCCCCAGUUUGGUCUUGUUGAGUUCAAAUGCCCAAAUGUACAAAACUUUAUUGACUGCAAAUAUGUACAAAUAGACUCUGGUUCUCCUGCACUAAAGAAGAGCCAUGCAUAUUACUGGCAGGUACAAGGACAACUGCUCAUCAGCGGGAUGGAGUGGUGCAACACAGGAGGACUACCUUGUGCAGAGAAUAUACACAGAUGCAGAGGUGCAAAGAGCAAUCAGAGAACAAGCUGACCAUUUCUUUUUCUACACAUAUAUGCCAAGAUACCUGUGUCUGAAAAAUGAACA
This is a messenger RNA of Archocentrus centrarchus (flier cichlid), 1430 nucleotides long. RefSeq lists its product as uncharacterized. The record is from RefSeq and is a predicted model, not a curated record. The coding region runs from base 178 to 966 and encodes 262 amino acids. Gene Ontology annotation, molecular function: zinc ion binding. The transcript has 5 exons. NCBI's taxonomy places the organism in Eukaryota, Metazoa, Chordata, Actinopteri, Cichliformes, Cichlidae.